Messenger RNA from Mugil cephalus (flathead mullet), 17024 nucleotides. RefSeq names its product microtubule-associated protein 1Ab (gene map1ab). The record is from RefSeq and is a predicted model, not a curated record. Gene Ontology annotation, cellular component: cytosol; neuronal cell body; synapse. The transcript has 7 exons. The coding region runs from base 35 to 12886 and encodes 4283 amino acids. Gene Ontology annotation, biological process: microtubule cytoskeleton organization; dendrite development; axonogenesis. Gene Ontology annotation, molecular function: microtubule binding; actin binding. Lineage: Eukaryota; Metazoa; Chordata; Actinopteri; Mugiliformes; Mugilidae.
CAAACUCUUCCCCUCGCUCAAACCGGUAGUUGUCAUGGCGAUGGAGUCAGCACCGGCGUCGGCUCCAGGGGUUGUUGCCAUGGAGAUCCCGGUGCGAGGUGCGCUCCCGGUGGUGGAGGAAGACGAGGGUUUCAGCGCGCAACCGCCGGGGUCCGAGGAGCGACUACGGUACCGCCGAGGAGCAGGGAGACGGCGGCGAGGGUUGCCGUUCAACCGGGGAAGCUACUACAUGCUGAUAGUGAUCGGGGAGAUCGGCACGGAGCACCAGCUGGACACCGCCAGAGCGCAGAUAGAGCGGGGUAUUCGAUCCUGGGACGUUGACCUCAAGUGUUGCGACCUUGAUCAGCAGUUGCAGCUGUUUAUAACUCGUCACUCUGCCCACUUCUCCUCCGAGGUCAGAGGACAAAGGACUCUCCACCACAGGAGCGAUGUCCUAGAGACUGUGGUGCUUGUCAACCCUUCAGAAGACACUGUUGUAUCAGAGAUCCAGACACUAGUCACAGACUCAGCAGGACACAAGCUCCUGGUCUUGAGUGGCCAGAACUCAGAUCACGGUGGCCUUCUUCUUCAAAGCGGGGUUUUCACCUACCAGACCUUUUCACGUAUCUUUACUGAUCCUGGGGUCAGUGUAUUGCUGGGCACAGCAGCCCCCAAGCAGCAGGCAACACUUACUGUGUCCUGCCGCGGGGAGGUGGGCUGGAGCUCCCUGGGACAGCAACAGACCCUGCGGGAGUUCCUGGAAUACAAACUAAACCCUGAGCCUGUUCUCCUCAAGAUGGAGGGCGUCACAGAGUUCACAGAGUACGUCUCUGAAACCGUAGAUGUCCCUUCACCUUUCGACCUCCUGGAGCCUCCCACCUCCGGAGGCUUCCUGAAGCUGUCCAAGCCCUGCUGCUACAUCUUUCCCGGUGGACGAGGAGACUCCGCUCUCUUUGCUGUGAAUGGCUUCAACAUCCUAGUGGAUGGAGGCUCAGAACGAAAAUCCUGCUUCUGGAAGCUGGUCCGUCACUUGGACCGCAUCGACUCAAUUCUCCUCACACACAUCGGCGCUGACAAUCUCCCAGGUAUCAAUGGACUUCUGCAAAGGAAGAUAGCAGAACAGGAGGAGGAGCGGUCACAAGGUUCCACCAAUUAUAGCGACUGGAUGAAGAACCUGAUUUCUCCAGAACUUGGUGUUGUGUUUUUCAACGUACCAGAGAAGCUUCGUAUGCCAGAAUCCAAUCUGAAGGUGAAACGCAGCAUCGAGGAGGCCUCUCUUACUUUACAGUACCUUAACAAACUAGGAAUCAAGCCGGAGCCUCUCUUUCGAGUGGUCAGCAACACUAUUGAGCCUAUUACGCUCUUCCACAAGAUGGGAGUGGGUAGGUUAGACAUGUAUAUUCUCAACCCAGUCAAAGACAGUAAAGAAAUGCAGUUUUUAAUGCAGAAAUGGGCUGGCAACAGCAAAGCCAAAACUGGAAUUGUGCUCCCAAACGGAAAAGAGGGGGAAAUAUCUGUACCCUACCUGACAUCAGUUACAGCCUUAGUUGUUUGGCUCCCCGCCAACCCUGCAGAAAAGAUUGUCAGGGUUCUGUUCCCUGGGAAUGCACCACAAAACAAGAUCCUGGAGGGCCUAGAAAAAUUAAAGCAUCUUGACUUCUUGCGUUAUCCUGUAGCCACACAAAAGGACAUUGCCUCAGGAGCCCCUCCCUCUGUUAUAAAACAAACUAAGUUAAAACAGAGAACAGAUAGCAAAGAGAGUCUCAAAUCAUCUCCCAAGACAACUGCAAAAGCCGCAAAGAAAGAGACUGAAGCCCAAGAUGAUGUGUCAGCCACUACUGAAGCAAAGAGCGAUUCUGUGAAAGAAAACAUAUCAGAAAAAAAAGAGGAGAAAAAACCUGCCAAGACUCCAAAAUCUAAAACGGAAACACCAGAAAAGAAGAAGCUCCUGAAAGAAAAAUCACUAAAAAAGCAUUCUAAGGAAAGGGUGUCAAAAAUGGAUGAGAAGAAGGACAAGGAAAAGAAAGAGAUCAAGAAGGUAAAGAAAGAUGACUCGGCUAAAAAAGACGAUAAGAAAGAUGCAAAGUCCAAAGAGGACAAGAAGAAGGACACAUCCAAACCUGAGCUGAGAAAAAUUACAAAGCCAGACCUGAAGCCAUUCACACCAGAGGUAAGAAAGACAUUACAUAAAGCUAAAGUGUCAAGUAAAGCCAAAACUGGCAAAAGCAAAGCAGCAAAGGCUGAACCUGCUGAACCUAAAGCAGAAGAGCCAAAACCUGAAACUGUUCAACCUGAACCGAUAGAGAAUGGAGCUGUGGAGGGCACAUCCGCUGCCUCCACACCUGAAGACCUCACCAAGGAGUUUGAAGAACUGGAAAAGGCUAAAGUGAUAGAUGUGUCAGCAGAGCCUACUGACAGUAAUGAGUUUCCAUCCAACCUGACAACAGAAAAGGAAGAGAACAAGAAAGAACAUGAAGCAACUUCUGAAAUUCCAUCUGGAACAAAGUCACCUGAAAGGGAGGCACCAACCCCAGAAACAAAAGUUGAAACUGAAGACGGAGACAAAGAGUCAACACAAGAGGGAGAACUGGAAGAGGCUCAAAAGUUUGAGGAUGAAGGAGCAGCGACUCAAGAUGAAGAUGAAGAGGAGGAGGAAGAAGAGGCUCCAGCUGCUGAAAAGAAAGCACAGGAGGAGGAGGAAGAUGAAGAGGACAUGGGCAUAGGUGUUGAUGAAGAUGAAUCAAAAUGGAGGGAGGCAAAGGACGAUGGGCUUGACAGAAAACAUGAACUAGAAGAAAUGGAAAAAUCAGAAACUCUUUCAGCUAAGGCUUUGACAAAGGAGAAACUACAAAUGCCUCCACCGACUCAUGAAAAAGAAGAGGAACAGGAGGAGGAAGAUGAGGCACUGGAAAAAGCUGAACUGGAGGAGGUAGAAGAUUUAGAUGUAAUAGCCGAUGAAGAGAUCAAAGUCAGACCUGAGGAUGCAGUUGAAACAAAAUCUACUGAAAUUCUGACUGCAGCCAAAGAGGAAGAGGAUGAGGAGGGCUACUUAUCACAUGUUGGAGGUGCCACUGCUCCUAUAACAUCUAUAGUUCAAGGUGCCACUGCACCCGAGCCCAUCUCCUACAUCCAAGAUGAGACGAUUCCUGGCUACUCUGAGACAGAACAGACCAUCUCCGAUGAGGAGAUUCAUGAGGAAGCAGAGGAGAGAAUACCACACCUCCAGUAUGAUGUUGGUGCCUAUGACAUCUCUGUUCCAGAUCAGACGGGCUCUUUUGUAGACAUUCAUGGCAUGAGGGAGAUGCAAGCUGCGGCUAUUUCCGAGAAAGGCUUUAUUCCAGGAGUACAAGAGCAAGUGUCUGUGUUCACCAACAUCAUCACUGCUCCUCUGGCAGAGGAAGAACAUGUGUCUUCUGCAACGUCCAUCACAGAGUAUGACAAAAUGUCCUCCUUCCCAACUUCCAUCGCUGAAGAUCAAUCAGUGGCGUCUGUCGCAGCACCGCUAGCUGAGGAACCACCAAAGUCCCAGGCCGUCCCGUCAACCCCACCUGAUGCUACCCAAGGCAAAGAGCCGCCGCAUUCUGCAGAAACUCUUUCACCACCUUCUUUAGAAGAUGACAAACAGUCCAAAUCUCCUUCUGAUGAUUUGCAGCUUCCUGUUGUAGAAGAGAAGACAGUAACUAAGGCUCCCGAUGCACCCACAGAAGAGGAGGAGGAAGAAGAGGAGGAAGAGGACCAAACUCCAAAUGUUGACAUUUCGCUUGAAAAACUCCAAGAGGGAUAUGCUACAUCCCAAAUAACUCAGGAUAAGGAGAAAGUUGCUGAAAAGUUUCCUGACACAAGGUCCCCAGAACAGCCUGUACAAGACAUUAAACCAGUCCACCUACCAGUUGAGGAGGAAAAUAUUGAUGCAGUUGCAGCUAAAGAUAUUUCAUCAGUUGUGCCCACAAGACCAUUUGGAUCAGACUCAGUAACUUCAGAGAGUGAGGAGCGUUGCUUCAGUCCGGAUGAUAUCACUGUGAAAAUGGCUUCCCCUCCACAGUCUGGACCCUCAAGCCCCGCUCACUCUCCGCUUCGUCAGUCUCCAGUGGAAGACAAAGCAAAGAUCUUCCCAGAUUUGGAGCUGCAAAAGCAAGAGGAGCUUCCUGUGGUGGUCACCACAACUGAUGACAAGACUAAACAGAAAGAUGACACAGAAACAGAAGUGCAGAAAGAUUUUGAUAAGCCGAAAGGAGAACAGCCUGAAGUAGAUCUUGCAGAAUCUUUAGAGAAAUCAAUUGACAAAGACACGAAAGAGGCUCCAGUGAUUAAAGAGCAAGAAGAACACGCUUUACCUUCUAAAGAUGAAGGGAAACUGGCAGAGACAGUGCCUGCUGUUGCUGCCUCUGUAACUGAAGUUCAACAACCAGUCACAGUGAAGGAUUCCCACAUCUCAUCUGGACAAUACGAUGAAGACACUGACACUUUCAAAGAAAAAGAAACUAAGGAGCCUGUAGCAGAUAAAUUCCCGGGCAAGGAGAGUCGUUCUCUUGAUGAUGGUGAUGACGAUGACAAGAAAGACGAUGAUGAUCACGAUGAUAAAUAUGCCGUUAAAAUCGUCAAGGUGGAACAGGAAAAAGAAAAGGACGAUACCCUAGAUGUCACACAUAUCAAGGAUGAGCAGAAACCGAUAUCUGUCAUCCAGGAAGACAUUUCUGUUGUUAAACCCAUCACGGAUGAGAAAACAGAGAAAGAGGUUGUUAAAGAAGCUACUUCGGAUGUGAAACCUGUCAAAGAAGAAAUUGAAAAGGACAUUGUUACUGUCGAUAGUGCCAUUAAAGAUGAACUCAAAGAGCCAGAAAAAGACCACCCUCCAGUGGUUAAAACAGCUGAAGAGGCAGAGAAGAAAAUAAUCACUUCUGAGGUCAAACAAAUCAAAGAUGAGCAGAAGCAAAGUGAUGAAACACAAAAAGAAGAUAUUGACCUCAAAACUAAAGGUGAGGUCAAGGAGACAGAGGUUAAAAAGGAUGAUGUGUCUGACAGCAAGGUUUUAAAAGAAGAGGAGAAGAAAGAAGCAGAGAAGAGUGACACUUCUGAUAUCAAGUCUUUACAGACUCAAGAGAAAGAGGCUGAAAAGGACCACACUUCAGAUAUCAAGCCUGUUAAAGAAGAGAUGGAGAGAGAGGCAAAGAAAGAUGAUACUCCCAGCACUGAGCCUACCCAAGAGGAGGAGAAGAAAAAGGAGACAGAAACAUCUUCUAUUAAAGUGACUGAAGAUAAGAAAGAGGGAGAGGUGGAAAAGACAGACACGCCUGCUACCAAGGCCUUAACACAUGAGCAGAUGGAAGAGAAGAAAGAGAUGGACGACACUGCUUCUGACCUCUCCAAAGACAUCGAAAUUAUCAGUAAGAAGGAUGAAUCUGCUGUUACCACGAAGGAACAGGAGAAAGAAACUUGUAAAGAUGUCAUCUCAACCCUCAGCAUCACACAGGUGGAAAAAAAGGAUGAGACAUUGAGCAAAGAUGAGGUGUUGGAGGCUAAGACAACCACAGAAAAAGAAAAGGAGAAAGAUACAAGUGAAGAAGAAAGCACUAAAGCUUCCCAGGAACCGGACAAAGAUGUAAUAACACAGGAUGAUGUCUCCAUUUUCAAACCUACUCCAGAAGAAGACAAGAAAGAAGACGCUCUUAAACUUACUACAGCAGAAGUAAAAGAAAAGCUGCCAAGUAAGGAUGAGAUUUCCGAUGUUAAAACAACAGUUGAAGAAGAAAAGAAAGAAGAAGCAAGUAAAGAUGAUGCUGCUGCCACUAUACCUUCCAAGAUGGAGGAGUCUGUAAUCAUACACAAAGAUGAUGAUUUCCCUGUCACCCCAACUGAGACAAAAGCAAAUGAAACACUUGUCAAACAAGCUGUGGAAGGAGAAAAAGAGCAAGAUGCAAGUAAAGAUGUCACAUCUCCUGUCAAAGCAGUUAAGAUAGAGGCAGAGGAAGUAAUGAGUGAAGAUAUCUCUACUGUCAAAACAACAAAGGAUGAAAUAUACACUACAGAUAUCGUUGUUGUUGCUACGCCCACUGCACAAGACAAAAAGGACAAAGAAAUUAGUAAAGAUAUUUGUGUCGAACCAACAACAGAAGAAGAAAAGGUGAAAACAGUAGAUAAGGAGGAAAUGGUGACUGCCACACUGUCCAAGGAAAAAGAAGAUGAAGUGACAGUUCCGGGUCAUAGUGUUGCUGUCACAGCCACCAAGGAGGAAAAAGAAACAGUAACAAUAAAAGAGGACAUGUCUGACAUAAAAACCCCCAAAGAGGAGGAAACCAAAGACUCAGUAGGUGUUAAGUCCCUUACAGAUGAUGAGGAGAAGAAGGUUGAAUUGAAAGAUGUUACAUCAGAUGUAAAACUCAUCAAGGUGGAGGAAAAAGAAACACCAAAAGAGGAAGCUUUUGAUAAAGAAACAAAAGCUGAAAAGGAGGAUGAAAAGCCAGAUAGUAGCAAGAUUGUAUCUAUUAAGGAGCAGAAGGAAAAAGACAUUGAUGAUACUUCAAUUAAAACCACUAAGGAUGACGUAGAGGUAGGUAAACGUGACAUCUCCGAUCAACAAACAAUAAAGCAGGAGACUAAAGAGCAGGAGAAGGUUGUCAUCGAUGACCACAAACCCGUUUUGGAGGAGGUGAAGGAUACAGCAACUGAGAAGAGUGUCAUUGUAAAAGGAAAAGAAACAGAUACCACUAUUGAGCAACUCACAGAUGUAAAAGAGCCAUCUAAAGUUGAAACCAUCGAGCAGGAAAUGAAAGAUGUAGUCAAACAAAUAAGUCGUGAGGAUGAAUCUAUCAAGGAGGAGACAGAGGUCAGUCCAGCAUUUGGUGACAAAAAAGAAGAAAAGGUGAAAGAUGAUCAUCUUCCUGAGCCUGAAUCCAAGAAGGAUGAUAAAAAGGAGGUAGAUCUUCCACAGGCCCAGGCCUUGGAAGAGGAGAAGACUAAAAAGGGUGACAUUUUCGAGGUUAGCGAUAAGCAAAAACAUGAAGAGCCCUCUGAUAAGCUUUCUGAAGCUUCGACAGAGAAGGAAACGUUUGGCACUACAUCAGUAGAAAUUCAACAAGACUCUUCUGUAACAACACUGAGUGAAGACCAGAAAACGGUGAAAGAUGACAUUUGUUUGUCUCCCCACCAGAUACAGGAGGAGAAGAAAGAACAAGAUAAAGAGUCACAGGUUAUUAUUGUUCAGGAAGAGAAGAUGGAGAAAGAAAAAGAUGAUACACAUGUUGCAGAAGUGAGCAAAGAACAGAAAAUGGAAAAAGAGCAAGAGAAAGAAUACAGUUAUGAGACUGAAGUUGAAAAGACAAAAACAGCAGUUGAAGAUAAGAUUGUUAAGGAAAAGGAUGCUGCUGACAUCAAGACAGGCGAGAUUACAGAUAGAGAAAAGUCUGACUCCACAGAUGUGGAACACACCAAAGAAGAGAAAUGGGAGAAAGAGGAAUUACAGGAGAAAGAUUUGGCUAAAACCAUUACACAACCUGCACAGACAACAUCCGGAGAAUUGGCACCCAAGUCAGAUUACAAAUCUGCAUUUGUGGUUCAGUCCUCAGAUGAAGACAGAGAAGAUGAGGAAGAGGAAGAUAUUUGUAUGGGAGGAGCCGGUUCCAGACCUUUGUCGGUGGAGCCCAAAAAAUCUGACCAUGACAUUUGUUCUGCAAGUCUGCCUUUACCUCAAACUCCACAAAUGAGUGACCAAACUAAACCAACAACGACUCAACAGUCCAUAGUCAUCAUUCCUACACUUACAAUGCAGGAGCCCUCUUUGGAUGAAGAUGUCAAAGAGUUUGUAAAAGAUGAUUCUGGGGUUUCACCUGAAGCAGACAAAGAUAUUGGGAAACCAGAAACUCCUGCACCACUUGCCAAGCCUGAGCCAUCCUUUGAUAUUGUCACCUCAAAGGAGGAGACAAUAUUUACUUCAAAGGAAGAAACUGUUUCUUUUAUGCCAGCUGCCAAAGCAGAACCAAUGUCUGACACAACAGAGAAAAAGCCUGCGUUGUCAACAGUAUCAAGCACUGACAGCCAACCUAGGAGUUGCACACUUUCGAGCACUGAAAGCCAGUCAAGCGUGGAGGAAACACCACAAAAAGAGUCAGGAGUCAGUGCUGCAGAAAAGACAAAGAUGGAUGAGAAGCCCGGGAAGGAAGCAGAGAGGGAGAUGGAAGGAGAACGAGAGGUGGCAUCUCCAGGAUUAUCACAGCCUUGUUCAUAUUUCAUGCUGGACAAAGAUUCUGAAGAUCAGAUCAGUCAUACUACUGACACUGUAAAAACAGAGAGUAGUGAAAAAAUGAGCCCGGACAAGGAGAUCAUUGGUGGAGACCUCGGAGAUGAGAAGCAAACUUUUGGUGCAUCUAAGUAUGAGCCCUAUGAAAAACCAAUCCCAAAAGAUCAUGAUCUGGACUCAAGAGAGGAGAGUGAGGUUUCUUUGGGUUUUGAUCAUGCUUCUGACAUUUGCAUUGACGAUAACCGAAGAACAAGCCAGGCAGAGGCUGGAGGAGCCAUGUUCCUCCUGGACGAUCAGUACAAAGAGGAGCCUCUGUCUUUCAGUAGAGUCGACUACAGCCCGGUGUCCCUCACAGAGAGUGAAAGAAGCAGCCACCACAGUCAAAGCCCCUCCCCUAAAUAUGAGGACAGAGAGAAAGGCCAAGAGGAAGAGAGUGAGAGAGAAGAAAGAGCAGAUACCCCUUGUGUUGACAAGAGCUUUUCGUCCUUAGACAUGCAAGAUAACAAAAUGUCCCAAGGUGCAGAGUCUGAUUCAUUCAGCCUCAAAGAGGACAAACCUGAGAAGUCAGAGAAAGAGAAAGAAGAUGUGAGGGAAGGUGCUGCAGUAUCUCUUCAAACACAAGCUGCAGGAGAAAGGGAUGUAGCUUCUACCAGUGCUGCCAUUCAGUCAACAGGCAUAACACCAAGACAAGACACACCCUGUCCUCCGUGGAGCCAGUCAGAGCUUGGUGCCCAAGCUUCAGCUAUCAGUGGAGCUUUUGUAGAACUCACAGAGAAAGAGAAAGAAAAAUCUGCAGAGUCACUCAAAGAAUCCGCUGAUCAUAAAAAAGAAGGAUCUCCAUCAGGUCGGCACUCACCUGCAGAAAAAGACAUUUUACCUGAACAAGCGUCAUUGUUAGAGAGAGCAGAAACCUCAAGUCAUUCAAGGACUGUUAUAGGACAUGAAAUAGACGACAAUGUUUUGGCAUCUGAUAACAAUCAAAUGAGCAGUGCUGCUCCUUGUAAAUCCUUAUGUUUUUCCGAAGGAAAAGAGAGCUUAAUAGAUAAGCGGUUACUGGUAGAGGGGGAAGAUUUCAAUGUCGAUGAUGAUGAAGACGAAGAUGAGGAUGAGGAGGAGGAAGAAGAAGAGGAGGAGUCAAGUGAUGUAGAUCUGGAAAAGGGGGCCAGAGAACAGUCUGAAAAAGAAAUGUGCAGAAGGGGUUCUGAUGACAGUGCUGCAUUAGCAGAGGUGGAGGACUCAAACAAAAAGGCACAGCUGCCUGAAUCAAAGAUGCUGAAAGAGGAAACAGUCUGCAAACCAACACCCGAUGAUACUUCAGCUUUGAAAGUUACAGAGACAGACAAGCAGGACACGAGUAAAACAACACCUGAAACAAAACCGCUUGAAGAGGAGGCUACCGUUAGUGAUACAACCACAUCCAAACCUCCUGAAACAAAGAGUGAAGAUGUAGGCAAAACUACUCCAUCAUCUGACCCAAGUUCACUUAAAGUUGCUGAAAGCUGUGUUAUUACAACAGAUGCCGCAAAGCACCCUGAAAAAACAGAAGUAGGGGACACAGGCAAAGGGCAUACAUCUCAUGAACCAACCUUAAAGAGGAGAUUGUCAUCACCAGAGGAUGAUACUUCAUCUGAAGUACCUGAUUCAAAAAAAGGAGAUGAAGGCAAAGUGUCUCAGUCACCAGAGUCAAGCUUUUUGAUGAAGGAAACUUGCCAGUCAGUGACCACAGGCAGCCUGACUGGCAGCUCUUUGCCACCAGACCACUCGGGGUCCCAGACUACGUCUAGUGUCUCCCCUCCACUAACAGGUAGCUAUGCUGAUAUUGGACAGGGAAGAUCUGGAGAAUAUUCUGAGCAAUUUUACAGCAAGGACAGCCAGGAAGAAACGAAGGAUAAGGAUAAGAAAGAAACCCCCGUUCUUUCAGAUUCCUCCCAAGCAUCGAAGCCUAACGAUGAUAAAUAUUUCAGCCAAAGAGACACGGAAGAACCCAGUCUAGAUGAGAGACAGACCCCUGAUGUCACUGCAAAACAUGAGGAAACUACCUCAUCAGCCUGCACAUACACCACCUUAAUGUACUCUACUUCAACAUACUCCUCUACAUCCUACAGCUACUCGUCUUCAUCCUCAAUGUCUGGUUAUUUGGGAGACAAAGUUGAAACUUUAACUGUAUCAAGCUCAAAAUCACCUUUAGCCAAAGAGGAGCCAUUGUUCACACCAUCAUCUACAAGUUCCUGCUUUGGUGGGUUUCAGAGGGAUGCGUACAUGGAGGUCACAGCUAAACCUACAACAACAGUGUCUUUACCCACUCAGUUUGAUGAGACAUCAUCUCCAAGCUUGUCUGCCACUGCCAAGAAACCUGAGGAUCAACCUAGUCCUGCAAAACCAGACUCAGACACAAAGUCUUGUACUGAUACUUUUUAUAUGCUAGAAACAAAGAUUGCAACACCCACUACUGCAGCACCUCUACAAAGUAUCGAACCUGUAAAGAUGUUAGACAGUUCAUCCACAUCAGAGGCUCACUUUGAUGUCUCUCCCCUCCAAAGGGCUGACAGGGACUCCCAAGGGUCAGAGGAAGACAAGGAGCCCGAUUCACUUGAAAUGGAGGACACCACCCUACCAUGUCGUAUUGAAUGUCAAAAAAUCGAAGUGGCUGAGCAAAAAGAAACUUUUUCAUCAACAGCUGAGUCAUAUGCUACAGAGAGUACCAUGUCCUCUACUGAAACAAAGACAGUCACCAUCACCUCAACUACUGUGGUGUCUAAAUCUGACUUGGUGACGGAAACAACUCAACAGACAACCUCAGUCCCUCUGCUGAGUGACAGUGGAACUACCAAAACCUCAUGUGCCAUAACAGACCUGUCCCAAACCGAAGAUGUUAAAGAGAAAACAAUACAGGUAAAAGAGGAAAAGAAAAAUGGAGCUGUUGUACCUUUGAUGGAAACUGCCAAGACAUCGGAAAUAGAAACAAGUGAAAGGGAUGAAAGGACAGAGAUACUCAAAGACACUGGUGUCAAAGAGAAGGUGGAGGAAAAGGCACUGGAAGAAAAGGCCAGUAAAGACCUCGCAGAAGAAAAAACAGAGAGCAAAAAAGUAGAAGAUGGGAAGCAAGAAGUGGCAGAAAGAGUGGAAGGGAAAAGCCUGUUAGAAAAGCCCCCAGAGAGAUUAGAAAUGAGGAGAAAGAGCAGUAUUUCUGAUUGGGAGCUACUGCAGAGGCCUGAUGACUGCCCAAGUGGCCCACCUCCAGGUUAUGGUGAUGAUGAUGAAGAGGAAGAAGCUAUGGAAGCGAUGGAAUGGGUGGCCAGUGCUACCUCUACAUCCUCCUCAAAAGAUCACACAGAAACAUCGAGUAGAGGAGACAUAAAGGCGGAUCGUCCUUCUGACUUGACCACUGGAGCGACGUCCUCCUCGUCCUCCCCUCAAGGAUACUCCUCCUGUGAAUAUAAACAUCGCAAAGGAGAACUGUCCCCAUCCUUCAUCAACCCCAGUCCUCAUGAACUCUCCAGUGAUGAGGACGUAGAGGAAGGCCACAGUGACCACUCCCAGGAAGGGGGUGAGGAUGAACAUGAGCAACACUCUGUGAAAAGGCGAUCACACAAGCAGAGGCACCACCAUGCCCAGAGUCAUCAAGGAGAUGCUGGGCAAGGGUCACACCAGCUGCCUGGAGCAAUGUCAUCUGGGUUGGCUGUGACGCUAGCUGGAGAGGAAACACCUCCGACAUCAGUGAGCGAGUCGUUACCAUCACAGAGCGACUCCGAUGUUCCCCCUGAAACCGAGGAGUGUCCAUCCAUAACAGCAGAGGGAAAUCUGGACUCAGACGAAGAUGCUGAGCACCUGCCAGUGGACAAAUUAUCAGCUUCUGGAGCUGGUGGAGGCCACCACCCCUCAUCACCACGGUCAUCUCAGAAGUCCCACGAUCCACCACCCACCCCAAUGAAGGACCCUCUACCCCACCCGCCGCACCCAGAUGUGUGCAUGGUAGAUCCAGAGGCUCUUCUCAAUGAUCACAGUAGCACAGAGAAAGUCCUCAAGAAGGAGCACAAGACCACCAAGGGCCUCAGAAAGUCCAAACCCAAGUCAGCCUCUCCUGCUCGUAAGGGGGAGGCCAGGAAGAGGUCUUCGACCCCAGUGAAGCAGACCAAGGACUCCGCCUCCCCUCGAUCAGCCUCCCUCAAGAGGAAGGACACAGACAGAAGUUCCAAGCUGAUCAAAAUGUCAGAAACCCAAGGCUCAAGGAGUGAAAUCCUCAACCCUGGGAAGGGCUUGGUCAAUGGCGUCAAGAGCAGUUCAGGUAACAACUCCCAGAAAUCAAGUUCAGCUGUCCCUCCCGGACCACCCGUCUAUGUUGACCUGGCCUAUGUGCCCAAUCACUGCAGUGCCAAGAAUGUGGACCAAGAAUUCUUCAAGAGAGUGCGGGCUGCGUACUACGUAGUGAGCGGGAAUGACCCGGGCAGCGGGGAGCCCAGCCGUGGAGUCUUGGAUGCCCUGCUGGAGGGCAAAUCUCAGUGGGGCUCCAAUUUACAGGUGACUCUGAUCCCCACUCAUGACACAGAGGUGACCCGGGAGUGGUACCAGCAGACCCACGAGAGGCAGCAGGACCUGAACAUCAUGGUCUUGGCUUCCAGCAGCACCGUAGUCAUGCAGGACGAGUCCUUCCCGGCCUGCAAGAUCGAGUUCUGAGCUUCAUGAGCCCUGCUCUGCUUUUCCCCGCCACCGCCGAGCCCUCAUCCUCAUCCAGAGGUAGAGCGAGAGCGAACAGUGCUCUCAGCUUCCUCAAAGUUUCUCAAUCUCUCAUGGUUCCAUUCUCAAACACAUUUGCUGCAGCUCUCGAUACACUAGAUUCUGUUAGCUGAAAUCAAAAGUCAAAAUUCUGGAUGUAUGCUUUGUGGAAUUAUAUUACUGUAUUUUUGUUUGUUUUCUUCCGUGAGUUCAAUGUCUGCCGUAACACAUUUCUUGUAGUAGCACUAACAAGUGUGGUAAAAAUUCAAAACCCUUUCAAUAACGUAAUUACACCUAACAGCUUCCUCUGCUUCAUAUCUAACAGAUAAAUGGACAUCAUAACCCACGAAUAAUUAAUGUCAUAAUGUCAAAUAAUGUGACAAGUUUAUUAAGAAGCACUGUGUUUAACUCAAAAUGUGAUGCUCCCAAGUAGCCAAAACAAGUGCCAAAACACAGUGAAAUCAUCAAACCUUAUUAGCGAUAUUGAAUCCAAAUUUAAUUUUUAUCUAAAUGAACCAGUGAUCAAUUAUUCAUUUAGAUUGUAUGGAGCGUUUCUAUAAGUUCAAACGUUUCCUAAAUUGAGGCUUUAUUUUCAACAAAUUGCAUCUCCCGCGAUUGUGCUCACGCUACAUUAGUUUGGAUUAACUCAGUAAUGACACACGUCGGUGUAUUGUAACUAAUAAAAUGUCCUUCCUGUCAUUUGUGGUGAAGUUUUAGGAGGUGCCUAAAGUUGCCACUCUUUGAACUCUUUCUUCUCGGCUUUCACAGCUUAGCUGGUGCAUGAUGCUUGCGUUGUAGCUCGGACUCUUUCGGAGAGAACAGCAUAGGGUUAAUCCUUUCUUUAGCCAGCCUUCAAGUGUGGAAUGCAGUAUAGUGUAGAUAGAUUACUACACUGUUUGGCUGUCUACGCUCAAGUGAAUUCAAUAGGCGCCAGGCAAAGGGACAAUGUUUCUAUACUUAUCAUAUCUCUGCUGGGUGUAAAGGUUCUUCUUUAAGUCUUUAUCACAGUCUCUGUUGAUUGUAUGUGCUCCAGUAUACAUCUAGGGUAAAUGUUUCAUACCAACACAGAGGUUAUGUUCAAGAAAUGUCAUGUUUCGUGAUGAUGCAGCAAAUUAUGAUCCUGAGAUGAAUGCAGCGUUCUUUGUGACGCACUUGAGAAGAAGGUUUAACGAACGCUUCUGUCACUUCCUCCCGUUCAACCACAUCGUACCGUCUGUGUCAAUAAAUAUCACUAAAAGAUGGAAAUAACAAGCAGUGACCUGUGACAAAUGUAGCAACGAUAGCUCGUCUGCUCGUCCCUUUUCGGGGAACGACGCUCGGGAACUGCAAUAUUUACCUUUUAUUAUUGGGGUUAUUUUUCAAGGAGAACAAAAAGAGUGUCACAGGAGGCUUCUUUCAUGUGCCUUUAGCUUGUGGUUUUAUAGAGAGGGGGGUGUUUGACGACGUGUCAGCCAUUUUAAGGCAGAGCGAGAAACCAGGGUAAAUCAAAGAAAGAGGACCAAUCAGUUCAUAAACAAGUCUUAAACAGUCAAAGUAUCCGGUGAAAUAUGACCCUCCCAUUCCUCAAACUUACGAAAUAACUUAAUAACGGUCAGCGUUAACUCAACACCCUAAAAUGCCACCUUCAAACCAAUAUGAAUGUUUUAUAGUAAUCUAUCGCACCAAAAUAGCAAAGCACUUUUCUGGGGAGAAUGACGCGUGUUUAAAGGUCAGGUUUUGUUUGCAGCUGAAGCACAGAGAGUUAGUGUGGUAGCAGAAAUGAACUUUUCAUUAAUAUAAUAAUAUAAAUAUAUGUACAAGAUGUUCCUCCGGACUGAGCUUGCUGACAGUGAGGGACGGCAUCUUAACAUAUCUAACACCUACCUGAUAUAAAUCCCAGAGUAAUAUUUAUAGAAUGAGCAUGAAUGGUGAUUAUGACCGUACUGGAUGCAGUUAUAACCUAGGAAUGUUUUCAAAGUAGUUUUGUGUAUGUGAGUAUACAAUACAAACAGAGUAGCUGUUUUUUUGUUUUUUUUUUUAUAGUGCGGCAUGGUUCAUUUCCUGUGGGCAAGUUUGUUUUCUGUGGGUACAGCGUGAAAAGUCUUUUCUGCUCGAGACUCGAGAGCGGCUCACGUUUCAUCAGGCCAUGUUUUAUUUCCCAGGUUAUAUGCAAGUUUAUAGAGCGUUACAAUAAAUUUGGAUUUUAUUUCCUCCACAUUUUGUGCUGUGAGGCUGAUGCAGCUUAUCUUUUGUUUACGUUGAAGUUUUGUAUCGGAAGAAAUAGAUUUCAGCCAAGAUGACUGGCACAUUUGUUUUGUUUUGUGAAGAUGGAUUUGGAGCUAAAGGACGGGCCAGGCUGAGUGAGGUCGGGGCAUGUUUUUAUUUUCCCAGCCAUUGAUAGCGGAUUGAUUGUCAGGAUGUCGCCAGCUAAAACUUCUUACCAUCAUUUAUGAUUUAAAAUCACAGAUUAAACUCCACAGAAGGCAAGACUAUGUUGUCACCUUGUGCUAGGUGAGAACCAGUGCCAAUUUCUGCUAGUAAAACUCACUUUAUACCUCAUCUUGGAAAGCCUCUCUGCUCUGCCUGCUCUCCUUUACCUUUAAAUCAAAGAUGGCCGUCUCACUAGUUAGCCACUGAAUGUUGUUUGUCCUUUUAUUAUGCAGAGGCAGACAUAGCUUCUUCUUCUUUUUUUUUAUUAUCCCACUGGGGGAGAAUUUCUGAGUGUGAUGCAGGUUGUAUAUUAAACAGCUGAGUACGCACAAGUACACGUACAUCCUAGUGUAGGGGGAGCUGGUUAACUGAAGGGCAAGGGGACGUUUUGAAUAGACUCCCUUGAAAACAGUUCACGUGUGAGAAGUGAACCUUCCGUAUGAGAUGCGUUCAAAAAAGGAAGAAGCUUUUCAACGUACGGAUCAGAUUUUACGGAUGGCCUGAUUUGUUGAACUGUCUGUGAAUAAUGUUUUUAAGUUGGCAGAUUCCAAAUACCCAGCCUUGAUUUUGUCGAGGCAUUAGUAGAACGCUGUGAACCAUUCAAUACUGAACUAUGAUUAUACAGAAGCUGAAUGCACUAUACUGGAGAUCUAUUUUUCUGAAUGUAGAGUUGGUACUACCAUAUGAAUGCUGCUGGAUCAAAACAAUAGAAAAAAAAAACAAAACAAAAAAAAAAUAAAACAUUCACACCAACUUAAUAAUAAAUUUACGGGGAGUAUAGAAGGCAGGUACUUUGGUUUAGAUUUAUUUUUUCUUUCUUUUACAAAAGCAACUGAGAUUCCACAAUAAACAUAUAUAAACAGUUACACAGAAAUGGUACUGACUGCAGCUGCAACUCCUUUCUUUUCCUGAAUAUGACUUGAAACACAUGCAGACUCAAAAACCAUCAAUAAAAUUGAACAAAUGUACACCUGCGUACUGUAACCAGAUUUGUACAUAUCGCUCUGGAGAGAACAAAUCUGACAGUUACAACCAACUCUGUGAUACCGACUCAUUUUAGCUGAUUUUAGUGACAGGAUGACCAAAACUGCUUGCUGUUCCUUGAAAACUACACAAAAUGCUGACAAGAUACAGAAAGUAAAAAAAUAAAUAAAGAAAAAAAAGACGAGUGCAUAUUUCAGUUCAAUUUCAUCCUCAUACCUGCAUUAAACUGAAGAUCUCAUUUGAUCAGCAUAUGGUGUCAUCUGUCCAUCAAAUCUUUCUGCAUGUGAUUUAUUUAGUUAUAAUCCUGAAUGUAAUUGUUUAACAUGGAAAUAAUAAUAAAAAAAAAUACAACGCUAUUUUAAAGAGGUAUAUUUGAAAAAAACAACAAAAAAAAAGCUAAUUGUCUUAACUGGUACUGAAAUGACCUACAGUAAUAUAAUACUGGGCUGUGCUUUUAUUGUUUGCCCUGUUAAUAUGUUGUUAAGAAGACGCUGUAUUGAUAGUUCUGUUUGAUUCUCUCUAUCUCUAUCUCUCUAUCUUUUUCGCAUUGUAUUACUCUUAAUUAUGUUUUUCUUCCUCAGCGCAAUAUUCAGUAUCUCUCUGUCUCUUUAAAUCUAACUGGUAAAACUUAAAACUAGAACUACCGCAGAUUCAUUGUAAAAGGGAAACAGCCUGGUGAUCAUCUAUUAAAGUACAUCAAAAUCCA